Messenger RNA from Pyricularia grisea, 978 nucleotides. RefSeq lists its product as uncharacterized. The record is from RefSeq and is a predicted model, not a curated record. Lineage: Eukaryota; Fungi; Ascomycota; Sordariomycetes; Magnaporthales; Pyriculariaceae. The transcript is spliced from 2 exons. The coding region runs from base 328 to 591 and encodes 87 amino acids.
GAAGAAAAUCCCCUCAUCUGACCCUUGGAACAGUGACUAUCGUCCGGCUUACUUGCACAUCCCUUCCUCUUUUCGAAGGUGUAGUGUGCCAUCUGUGACACCAAAUAUCCACUUUGUAACAUGGAAAGUCAGUACGGCCUAUUAAACACUUGACCAAGAAAUUUGUCCAAGAGCCCAAGAGAUGGAUAUAAAGUCCACUGUUGCCUUGAUCCGCAGCCACCUAAUCUUAAUCAAGCUAUGUAUCUUGUACUGCGCUGAACAAAACAAAACAACUCUGUCUUAUCUUGACGAUCACUCACUUUGAUUUCCUACCAAAGUACAAACAAGAUGCUUUUCAAGACAUUUCUCAUCGGCUUUCUGGCCCCCGUUGCACUUGGCCUCGCUGUCCCUGCCAAGCGUGGUGAUGACCAUGUGAACCUACCCAAUGUCGACCUCAACCGUUUGGAUGCCCCCAUCAUCGACGAACACGUCAACCUACCCAAUGUUGAUCUGAACAGGCUUGACGCCCCCAUUAUUGAUGAGCAUGUCAACCUGCCCAACGUUGACCUCAACCGCUUGGACGCUCCCAUCCUCGAAGACGAAUCGUACUAGGGCGUAUGCCCCUGAAUGAGCAUGGGGUAAUAUCAAAGUGGAAGUGGAAUAUGUAUGUUAAGAAUAGGAGUGGAAACAAUUAUGCGGAUGUACAGCUCAGGGACGGAUGAGUUCCUUUGGCUUGAAUCAAGUUAUGUUUAGUCAUGUGUAGCUUUGAUUUGAUGGGAGAAGUAAACUUCUCGAACCCUUUAUAUUGAAAUGGGGCGCUGGUUCAGAUAUUUGGAAGCCAAGAUGCUCAGAAAGCAGCUGAAUCUCCGAGUUUGACGUAGACCUGAUUUAUAUCAGAUUUUCAAGCACCAGGAGAGUAUGUAUCGUUUUUACAAAUCCAAUCUAUCGCUUUCGACACCCCAAAAAGAUUCCGUGAAGGUGUAUUCAUCAAUUUGGCAG